CACCCCGUUCGUAAGAGACCACACAUUUCUCCACUGCAGAACGUCUUUUUUUUUUUUUUCCCCCCCCAACCAACAGUCCCAUUAAGUCAUGCGUUCGGCCAUCUUUUUGGUCACGGCGCUUGUUGCUGCCUCAACAGCCACUCCGUGGGGUUCGAGAGCAAAUCAGCAAUGCGCUUCUUAUUGCAAGGAAACUAGCAAAUUUAAAUACAACGUCGGCACAAUUUACAGCUAUGAUUACACCGGCGAAACGGCGUCUAAAAUAGGCGGCACUUCAGAGCAAGAGUCUCGGCUUCACAUUAACGCCCAAGCGGAAUUUGAAGUCGUUUCUCAAUGCGAACUAAUCUUGAGGCUCAAACGAGUCAACCUGGAGCAAUCAGAUCCACAGGAUGGAUCAUCGAGAACGAUCACGGACGGUUCGGCUAAUUUUGCCGCUGGACUGGAACACCAACCGCUUCUGUUCUCAUUCCAGGACGGACAGAUCGAACACAUGUGCCCGUCAGUUGACGAACCCAUCUGGUCCCUGAAUAUCAAGCGAGGCGUCCUGUCAGCUAUGCAAAAUUCUAUGCUGGACUUGACAAAAUCACAACUGGUCUUUGAGACGGACGUUGUCGGCCAUUGUGAAACAAAUUAUACCGUCGAUAAUGUCGGACGGAACGGCAUGACAGUGUCGCGAAGCAAAGAUUUGCUGGCCUGUACCGGACGAAAUGGCCAUCACAAUGCGCCCAUUUUGAGCACUCCCUACAGUUCAGCAUCAUCGAUCCAGUCGCUUCCUCUUCUCAAGAGCGAGAACGAGUGUCAGCAGACGAUCCGCAACGACUUGCUGGAGAAAUCCGUCUGCACAGAAACUCACCUGUUCCGGCCAUUUUCCAACGGUCAGAGCGGUGCAUCCACCCGGAUCACGCAGACAUUGACCUACAGCAGCGAACGUCGUUCCGACCAAAUUUCAACUGAUUACAAGAAAAAGAAGGCCAGUCUCCUCUUCGACGGUCCAGAUGUCCAGAAAACAUCAGGUGCCAGUCUUUCGUUGAUUGGUGAAACGUUGAACGUUUUAGUGCAAGAAACGCGGACGGGAAUUUCACCCCAAACGUCAACCCUUUUCUCCCGAUUGGUGACAUCUUUACGUCACUUGUCUUACGCUCAACUUAGCGAACUAUUUGGCAAGACUCACGAAGCCAAAGCCAAGAAGUACCUGAUGGAUGCAGCUCCGUUGGUCGGAACAGCCGCCAGCUACGCACUGAUGAGAGAUAUCAUUCAAGAAGGUCUUCUCACUGAUUUGGAAGUGGACAUGUGGUUGGCUUCUUUGGCCUUCCAGCCGAAACCGACGCUUGAAAUGAUUACUGCAGUCUCGCCUUUAUUGGCUGACAAAGAUGCAGUCCGUCCCAAAGCCCUGCUGUCCAUUUCAGCUUUAAUCCACGCUUAUUGCCGUAACCAUCCGACCGAAUGCCAAGCGGAGGAGAGCGUGAAACAGGCCAUCGUUCACAUCGAGAAUCGCAUCGGAAUUGCCUGCCGUUCACGCGACGCACAAGAACAAAACACAAUUCUUCUGGCUCUUAAAGCCCUCGGCAAUGCUGGCCUCAUCGUCUCGUCAGCCGAAACAUUAAAGAAAUGCUAUCAGGAAGAAACAAAUUCGAUGGUGAUCCGCCUGGCGGCUAUUGACGCUCUGCGACGAGUUCCAUGCCACUUGGACGGCCGUAGUUCCCUCCUGUCUUUCUAUUUAGACACGAAACAAGAUUCCGAGCUUCGUAUCGGCGCUUACUUGGCCGUCAUGCAGUGCCCGUCUCCUCAACUGCUGGAAGAAAUCAAACAAGCAUUAAUGAACGAACCCGUCAAUCAAAUCGGCUCGUUCGUCUGGACUCACCUGACCAAUUUGCAAGAGACUUCUAGUCCAUCCAAACAAGUUGUCCGUCAGCUGCUGGCCACCGAGUUCCUGCGCAAUAAAUUCAACACCGACGCUCGCAAAUUUUCGCGCAAUCUCGAAGCCUCCAGCCAUUGGCACGAUCUCAAUGUAGGAGGUACAGUGGAGAGCAACGUCAUCUUCUCCUCGCAGUCCUACCUGCCCCGUUCGGCCACGUUGAAUCUAACACUGGACCUUUUCGGCCAAUCGGUUAAUUUGAUUGAAUUGGGCGCCAGAUUGGAAGGAUUUGAAUCUUUAGUCGAAUCAUUUUUCGGACCUGGUGGAUAUUUUCCAGAUGACACAAUUCAAACAAUUUUAAAAUCCCUACGCGGGAAACGGGCCGCUCCAGUGGACCAGCAGUCGCUCAAUCAACUGUCCACCGUCUUCGACGUUAAGGGACAAAUGGCCGAUCAGCCGCAGGGUGAUUUGUAUCUCCGCAUCUUCGGCAACGAAUUGCACACCCAUCGUUUCAAAGGGCUGGAUCAAUUGACGGGCAAACCUCUUCAGAGUCCUAUCAGCAUGUUACUCCAAGCUGCUGGCCAGAAAGACGUCGAUUUCAGCAAAUCCGUGUCCAUCAUGGACGUCUCGUACGUUUUGCCGACGAUUGUUGGUUUGCCUUUGAGUUUAAAAGUCAACGCCACCGCUACAGUUGCUUUCAAAAUGGGCGGUACGUUCCAAACGUCCAGCUUGUCUGAAACGAAAGUCAUUGGGCACGUCAAGCCGAGCGGAACUGUUGAAGUCAAUGGUUUAAUGGCCGUCGACGCUUCGAUUUUCGGACGCAGCGGAGUUCACGUUCAAAAUGUCAUGCACACUUCAACCGGCCUGUCCGGCAAGAUGAUCAUCCAGGGAAGCCGCUUAGUCUCCGUGCAGCUGGACGCCCCACAAGAGGCGACCAAUACCUUCAGCUUCGAUUCACGCCUCUUUUUGCUUCAACAAAACGGACCCAAAUCCAUCCAGCCGGAGCAAAGGACUCAAGUCAACAUGAAAUCAUGUUCGCCCGCCUGGGUGGGCAAAACAUUCGGAGCUGAACUCUGCGCUGAAUUGGAUUUUUAUCCAAGAACCGAAGAAGGUCCUCGAGGGCCUUUUACUGGACCUGCUCACGCUGCCUUGUUCUUACGCAAGACGGACAAACACAGCAGCUAUCGGUUCGAGUACAAACGCGAAGGCAGCCGGGCUGUUAGUUUCAUCAUGGACACUCCGGAUUCCGCAAUCAAUCGUCGCCUGUCGGCUCAAUUGACGUUGGAUCAAUUGGCCAAUAGCUUGAGGGCGUCUUUCAUCUGUCCCACGAAGAGCAUGGAAGUCAUUGGCAAAUACGAGUACAAUCAAUUAGUGAAAGGAAUCGACACCACGGUGAGCUUGGAUGGCGCUGAAUUGGUCUCACUUCGGACGGCCCUACGUACUGAUCUCAAGGGCGCAUCCGGCCGUUACGAGCCUAAUUUAAUCAUCAGCCGACGUGGUAAAGAGUUGAUCAACUUCCAGGGCUAUUUCAGCUACGUGGGUCAGUCGAAAUUCGGAUUCGAUUUCCAGUUGAAACAUCUGACCGUUCGUCCCAUUCGUCUGUCCGGUGAUUUCAAUAAAGAUAACGAAAACAAACACGAAUUUAAUAUGGGAUUGAAAUCGUAUUGGCUGGACACUACCUUGGCUACCACCAUGCGCCUUUCAGAUAAACUGACCACGUGCAAAACGAGGAUCGGCUAUUCGUUCAUGGAAGGAACGACCCAGAGUCUGGAGCUGUCCGGUAAAUUCAACCGGGCAGUUAAAGGCUCUUUAAAGAAGACGACGUUAGCUGGAAUUGUCCAGAGCUCACAGUUCCCCCAAUACAACGGCGAUUUGUCCUGGGAUUUGCAACAAUCUGAAAAUUACCUGGAGAACAACAUCCGACUGAAUGCUGGAACAAAUCAAUGGGAAGUCCAGCAAUUGUACUCUGGCCAGCCUCGUGAUCUGAACGUUCGUUUGGCGGUGGCUUGCAAGCAGCAGAAGAUCGAUUUCCUCGUCUACACGGUGUUCCAGAACACAGACACAACUGUCAGCAGCCAAUCGGGAUUGCGAUUGUCACCCGGAAGGCAAUGGAGUGGCAAGCUGGAUCUGGUCCGCCAGGAUUUCCAACCUGGUCGUCGCUACGGUGGACGCAUCGAACUUUCAUCUCCGACCAUCAGCCGUCAGUUGCGUGCCGAUGUUGUCCAGGAAACGGCUAAACGAUGGGAUUUAACUGUCGAGUAUUCCGUUAACCAAAAGAUUGAAGCAUCCAUCAACGCCAUCUACGAUAACCUCAGCGCCGGAAUCAAAUGCGAACAUUCGGUAGAGGUGAAACUACGCAGCUGGGCGGCUGAUGAACUCGACAUCAACGGCCUGUUCGUAGCUAGUCCAACAAACAGCGUUUUCAAACUGAACGGUCGCUAUGGUGAUGAUAAAUUAUCCAGUUCCAUCGAAUACGAGCUCGUCGACACCCUGGAACAUGCAGUCAGCGUUGGAAUCAUCCGCGGCGAAGAUGUCCCUAUUUUGCAAGCUCGAUUGAACGUUAACACUGGAACACAAAAAGCACUCACCGUCGACAUCCAGGCUAAUAGACACAUCACCAUCGACGCUAAAAUGACGUCCAACUUGGUUAGUCUUCAAGUGUUUUGGAACAAGGACGUCGAUGUGAGCCAGUCCUUCGAAUUCACUGGAAAACUGGGCGCUACUGGAGGAGAUGCUCAGCUGAAAUACGGCGAAUGGCCUCCCAUUUACAUCAACGUCGACAAAAUCGAUAAGGAUCUUAAGAUCCAAUUGGAUUGGAACGAGAAUCAAUCCAUCGUUUUGCGCAUGGAACUCGUUCCGACUCGAACUGCCGGCCUUCUUACCACGCCGUUUGAUGGAUUCCGCAAGAUCACUUUCGACGGCCUUCAUCAAAUUUCCAGCAACACUAUCAACACUCGAUUAGCAGUUGAUUGGCAGACAAAUCAAUUUACCUUGUCACUGACGGGCAGUAAAACAUCCGACAAUGUCCAGGGAGCAAUCAGAUUCAUGUCGACUUUCACUCAGUUGGAAGAUGUUGGCGCCGAAUUCCAGGCCCUCACCAGCCAGCCUUUGCACCGCUACAAUUUCGCUGUCCAGCACGAAGGCCGCCGGGCAGACAUUUCCGCCGAUUAUCAUCGCAAAGAAUUUGCUUUCAAGAGCGCAUCCAUCAGCUUGGCCACUCCCAUUUCAGGCUACGAAUCCUUGAAGGCCGGCGUUAUUCACACCACGGUCGUUGGCAGUUUCCAAACAGAUCUGAAAUUGGAAGGUCCAUUUUCCAGCCGGGCGGUUGUCACUGUAACGGGCAAAAAUGUCAAAUCAGAAUCAUCUGGAAAUUUGGCCAUCGCUACUAACUUCUCGGUGCUGGAAACGUUCAACACAUCUUUCCAGCUGUUCAACAAACAAACUGAAAAGAAGUUGGCCGUCAUCGGAGAUCUGAACGGCCAGCAAAUGACUGCCCGCGCUGCAACCAACGCAUCGGAUGGAAAAUUCCGCGCGGACUUGCUUGUUACCAGUCCGUUUGCCGAUGACGUUGCAAUCUUAGUGGAUCAUCGUUACGAAGGUCAGAUCCUUCAGAGCCAAGGACACGUUAGCUGGGCAAACGACAAGAAGGUGAGAUUGAAUCUUGACGGCCAAUUUGCACCUGGAAAAGCUAUUCUGGAUGCCACUCUAGCCACACCUAAAUGGACGGCAAAUGGCCGUCUAGACCACAGUAAAACAGUUGAAGCGCUAGACUCUUCCAUCAAAGCGGAUUUCAAUGGAAAACAAAUCAAUUUGACUGCGAAUGGCAAAAAUUUGCAAAUGAAAAACAUCCAUUUGGAAACGAAAUUGACCAGCCCUUUCCGAGGAUUCGAAGAGCUCCGAGUGACUUUGCAACACCGUCAGGAAGGCCGGAAGACGACCACUGUCAUCACAACGGCCCGGAUGGACAAAGAAAUCAUCGUGGAACACGACAUCGAGUACACGGACUUCUUCAACUGGGCCAAUCGACUAGCCAUCAAGACGCCCUUUGAAGGUUUAUCGUCGCUGACGGUAGACUCUAAACAAUUGUGGACCAACGUACUGGAACACGACGGCCAGCUGCAGGUGAACGGAAAGAAAAUUACGGUAUCCAUGAAGGCGGACAGCAGCCAGAAAGGAAAACUGACGGCCAGUGGCUCAUUGGCUUCCAGUUGGUCAGAAGACGUCGUUUUCGAGCUGACACAUUCCGAUGACGGCCUGAAAUUCCAUCCGACGCUCAUCAUCCGCACUGGAAAAGGCCAACCCAUCCGCUUGGAAACGGCCUACAAACGCGGACCAGUUAAUCCAAGCAUCACUGUUGAUGUAAUCUCACCUUUGUCCGACCCUUUGAAGUUGUCAGCUUCUUACGUUAACAGCUCACCCGUCCGAAUGGCAAAAUUGAAUUUGAACUGGAACGGAGAUCAAACUGUCGAUUGGACUGCAGACUGGGCGUUGGCGGCUUUGCAGUCAUCGAUCAAGACUCGUCUUACUACACCAUUCUCCCGCUAUAACAAGAUAGAAGCGGACAUCGUUUACGACGUGACUGGGCAGCGAAAAACGGGCAAAGUUCACUUACAACGGGAUGAGCAGACCAUCAAGCUGGACGCUUUCGCCACCGGCCAAGGAUCGACUUACCAAUCAGAGCUUGUUUUGUCCAGCUCGUUUUACCAAACGGUCAAAGCAAAUGCCGUUCUGGACAUCGCGGGCGCUAGGGCUAGUCUCAAACUGGACCGAGGGAAAAGCCAAAUCCAUCUUCACGGUGGAUUGGUCAUCGCAGCUACUCAGACGGCCAUAACUGCCACACUGGAAACGCCUUUCAAUGCUGUCCGUCUCGUUAAAAUCGAAGCCUCUUUAAAAUCCAACCAGGAAUUGCAGCUGGACAUUGAUUACGACGGCCAGAAAAUGUCAUUGACCGGUUUCCAUUCUACCGGCCCGUCUAAAGGCUCCUUACGGGCAAGUGUGAAGACUCCAUUCGCUCGUCUCCAAUCCGGCAGCAUGGACGCUUCUUACGACGCAUCCGGACCAGCCAAAACAGCAUCUCUGGUAUUGUCAAGGAAUCAGCAAGUCAUCCAGGCUUCCGGCCAGAUCACCCUGGUUGGGCCAAUCAAACUGGCCGUUAACGUACGCGCUCCUUGCUGCGGUAUCAGUCAUUUAGACGUCACUGGCUCUUAUGACGAAUCCGUAGAAAUGAAAUCCGGACAUUUGAAGCUGGUCCUGAAUGGAGAAAAAUACCAAUUGGACGGGCAAUUAACGCGAAACAACCGAUCAGCUGAAAUAGCCCUGAAAUCAAUGACUGGUUACCAGGGUUACGAGCAGGUGGUCGUCAACGCCAAAUACGAUGUCCGUCAGCCGACCAAGACGGGCUCUAUUACUUUCAGCAAAAACGAAGACCGAUUCCAUUUCUCCGGAACGGUUGACAUUCGCAGCGCCAUCUUGGAUUUAGCCACGCCUAUAGAACCUCUGAGAUCCGUCAGAUUGGAAGGCCGUUUCGAUUCGGAGGCGGCCACGUUGACUGUCAUCCGCAACGAGGAGGUCAUCAAACUAACGGCCGGUGGAUCUUUGGGAUCCCUGCAAGGAAAAAUCGAUUGCGGAUUAGAAACACCUUAUUCCGGCUAUGAAAACCUUAAAGCCGAACUGGUCUACGAUCUCCAGUCGCAACGCAAGUUCGUCGUUCUUGAUGCUGCAACUUACCGGGCCGAAAUGGAAUUGAACGGACGUCGUCUGAUCGUUCGUUCAACAACACCAAUCAAAGGUUACGAACAGCUGGAACUCAUCGGCGACUACGCGCUGGACAACCGCGAACUCUUGGCGUCCAUUAUCUUGAAGAAGAACAGCGAGACUCUGGAAUUCCGUCUAAACGGACUUGUCGAUUUGGUUAAUCAACAGGCUUCAUUCGAGUUCCAGUCUCCGGUGUCUUUCAUGCGAGUCGUGUCCAGCAAAAUCAAAUGGAACGAAGAGCGUGAUGGCAAAUCGUUCAACAUCCAAGCGGCCAGAAACGACGUGACAAUCGAGCUGGAAAUGCUGGGCCAUUUCGUCCGGGAUCAUUUCGCUUUGACCGUUGCUGGUAAAAGCAAUAUCGAAGGAUGGAAUUCCGCUUCACUAUCAGCCGCCUACGAUCUUCGUUCUUCCAUAUCCGCCAGCCUGGACAUAGAAAAGAACGGCAUCAGUCAAACAUUUUCGGGAGAAGCCAAAUUCGAUCAGCAAUCAGCUGCUUUGAAUAUUCAAACACCUUUCGAAGGCCUGCGCGUUUUGGGCGUGAAGGGAACGCUCGUCGAUGCUUCAAAGGUCAACGUCAGUAGCGACCGGACAGCCACACUGCACCUGGAAAAAGAAGACGUGUCUCACGAUUAUCGCCUCGCUUUAAGCUUCGACGCUGAAUCAGCUGAUCUGAGCAUCGAAACUCCGUUCGAAGCUUACGCGAAAAUGUCGGUAAAAGCGCGUCUCGUGCUGGACAAGCCACGCAAGAUGAUCAACCUAGUUGUCAAAAAGAACGAACAUCAAAUGGAAUUCAAAGGCCAGUUGAGCCACGGAGAAGCUGAAUUGAAACUGAUUACGACUUGCGUUGGCUUUGAAAACGUCGCAAUGGCUGGACGUUACGAUUUCACCUUACCGGCCAAGACGUUAAUCUUGAAAACGAGUCUGAACGAUAAAGCGAUCCAGUUAAACGGAUCUCUUGAAGAUUUGAAAAUGACGAUUGACAUUACGACACCUAUCGUUGGUUUCGAGUACGUCAAUUUGCACGGAGAUGUCCAGCUGACCGCCAAAACAAUCCGUUUGAUGCUGGAACAUAGCGGACAACGUUACGAGGCCAGCGGAGCAUUAACGGAAAGCAAAUUAAUCGCUCAUAUUAAAACACCGAUAGCUGGUUACGAAGUGAUGGACAUCAGCGGCCGCUGGAACGAACGUCACGCUGAGUUUGGUCUGACUAGUCCUUCCCUGGGCAAAAUCAUCGUUUCGACGGAAUUCGAUCUGGACAGCACAUCCCUUCAAUUUGGACGAGUUGUUUUGACACAAAACGGAGUCAUUUAUCGCAACGAGUUGGUGGCCAAGUUGGCCGAUCCCUGGAAUGGUGGAGAAGUUCUUCUCGGCGUCCAGCUUCCUCUGGACGGCCUGCGUAAUGUCACUUCGAGAUUGGACUACGAUCUCGCCUCAAACGAGAAGACAUUGUCCUUGACUCUGGAUACUACUGCCCAGCACUACGAAACAACAGGUCGAGUUAGCUGGAAUAACGAAGCCGGAAAGGCCGUCUUCCAUGUCCAAACGCCCGUGCCUAGCUGGGAAGAGAUGGACAUGAGCGCUGGAUACGAUUUGAUGAAAAAAACUGUUUUCGUACUAACCGAACGAAAUGGAAAAUCAGUCGCUUAUGUGCAGGGUUUGGCCACUUUGUCGACCAUGUCCAGCAUCCUAUCCGGAUCCAUCCGCGUUCCUUCUCUGCUGACCGAAGACAUUGAAAUGAUGGCUGCUUACAACAUUGCCAGCGAUGCCGCUGAUGCGAAAAUCAAAUUCUGCGCUCACGAGGUCCUUUUCGACGGGCAACAAAGCAGCAACUGGACUACGGCCAUGGCCACCAUUUCCACGACAUUCGACCAACUUCAAAGCGCUCAGCUCAACUGGAACGUUGCCAAGAAAACAGCGUCUUUCCAUUUGAACGGUUUGAAAGCCACGCUAGACGGACGGAUUCAGAGUCCUCAAGAUGUUGGCUUCAAAGCAACGCUGUCCGAUCCAUCGCUGGGCGUCCACGCUGCUGAAAUAGAAUGGAACUUCCUGUCUGACAAAUUCAUCAGCCGGGCAGAGUACAAAAACGGACCAAACAUGCGAUUCGGAGCCAAUGCGCUAGUCAAUUUCUCCAUUGAGAAAGGCGAUUAUGAGUUAACUGUCUUCACUGGAAUUGCGGAUAUCGAGGAUGUCCAUAUCAUCGGACGUUGGACUUCCGCCGAAAAAAUCAGAUCGGAAUCUGCUCUUCAUUGGGCCGGCAUCAAGAAAUUCGAGGCUAUCUUUGACGGACAAUUUUCUGUCCUCCGUUCUAUUGCCCGUUUAACUGCGACAACACCACAGAUCCGCGCGGUCACAACCGAAAUGGAAUACGACUUCAAUUCAGCUGAAAAAUCCUUCCGCUUCAACUACGAUUCAGCUGUUCAAUUAAACACUUCAAUGACAAUCGAAUCGUUGAUCCAGUGGAAUGGAAAAAUCGAUUUCAUUCUCCGUUCUGACAAGUUCUCGGCAACGGGCAAGUGCAACAUGGAGCCCAGCUCACGAGUAAAAGAAUUCUUCGUCCGGUUGGACAACAUUGAUCUGCCCGUUUCGGAAUUGCGGAUGACGAUGGAAGAGAAAAGCGAACGCGUCAUCAUCAACGCUUCCGUCAAAGGACCUGCAUUUGAAAAUGAAAUUAGAUUCCAUGGCCAUUAUGACACCAGUAUGGGCUUGAACGCUAUCGGGAAACUCAGCUGGUCCGUCGAUAAAAAUAUCCAGGCAAAUAUUCUGAUGAAUUCAUCCGAACUAUCCAGCGAAUUGUUGACACCCUUCACUGGACUGGAGAAGACCAGCCUCUCUGUCAAAUACGAUUUCGGCCAGCAAAAGCAGACGAUGGAUUCGAUUUUCGAAUGGGCCGGACGCAACGUAACGGGUUCAGCAACCUGGCAACUGGAAGAUGGGCUCGUUUUCUCUGUCCGGUUCACCACGCCUUUCCAGGGAUUCGAAGAAGUCGGACUCCGUGGAACUUUCCUGAAAGGAUCUGAUUACAGCACAACAUUGUAUUACACUCGAGCUGGAAAAAUCAUCGACAUUCAAGGCAAAUUGACUUCCAAUACAGCUGGAUCGAUGGCCAGGAUUACCUUUGCUGGUGAGAACGAGCAAUUAUCCGCCGUCGUCGAAUACGACGUCCGUCUUCCGAAGAAGACGGCCUCGUUGACUCUGAGCCGCGGGACUAGUCAACGCUUCAGCCUAACAGCCGCAGGUGAAUUUUCGGAGAAGAUCAACGGAAUCCUAACUGUUGAAACCUCUUCCAGCUCGCCCAUCCGCAUUAGUUUGGAAGCCGAUCCCGUAGCUGUUGAAAAGAACGGCCGCCUGACGAUCGAAUGGGGCCAGCAACAGAAAUUGGAACUGAUGGGCAGUGGGACGAUGAGCAAAAGCGGAAGCAAAUUCCGUCUCGCCGCUCAAACGCCUUUCGACGGAUUUAAAAAGAUAAUGGUCAACAGCCGGAUGAAUCAGAAAACCGUCGAACUGUCCAUCGAAUACGGCCGCAAUCGCAAACUCCAGUUGAACGGCCAAUACCGAUGGGAUCCCAGACUAUCCGUCUAUUCUUUAAACGGCACUCUGUUGACACCUUGGCUGGAACACACUCUGUCCAGCCAAAGUUAUUUAGACCUGAACAACGGAUUCCACGCAUCGUUCUCCGUUAUUCCGGCUCCCGAAAAGACCUACAGCAUCAGCGCCACCUACAGGCGAUCCGGUUCGUUCGAAGCCACUGUUCGAAGUCCUUGUGAUUCGCUGCGAAAUGCAAAAAUAUCCGGAGAUUACGAGACUGACAAUCGCAAAGCCAUCAAGCGGAUGGCUGCCGGUGUUGAGUACAACGGCCGCCAGGCUUCAAUCGAAGGCCGUUUUACUGGACUGAACUCCCGCAACGCUUUCGUUAAAGGUUCCUGGAACAAUCGAGCAGUGGUUGUUGAAACAUUUUAUCAGAAAGAUCAACUCACAUUCAACAUGGCCGCCAAUGUCACCACACCUUUCCAGGGAUACGAAUCUUGGGCGGGCCGUUUCGGACAGUCCGCAAAUGGUCAGCAACGCGAUUUGACUUUGCAUUUAACAACACCGUUGACAACUCUUCCAUCGCUCGACAUCGACGUUCAAACUGUCAUCGAAACUGGAAAACGUAUGGACAUUAGUACUUCAGCUUCCGCCUUGGGCCAUACGGGACGGGCUAAAUUGCAAGUGUCAAAGAACGUAAAACUUUACGUGGCUUCGCUGCAAUUGGAUAUCCCGUUCAUCGAAACUCUUCGUUCAAUCAACGUCCGCGCCGAAUGUCAAGUCGAAGGCUGGAAAAAUGUCGUCUCCACCGUAACAGCUGGCGUUCCAGCUGGAGAGUACACGGUCAGAGGAUCCAUGUUGAUUGGAAAAUCCAGUUUGAAUUUAAACGCUGGUAUUAAAACGCCAUCUUUCUCCAAGUCGAUCGAAAUGGGCGCCGGAUACAACGCGGCCGACGUGGACCUCGUCCAGGGAGAGAUCUUCGUCUGGGACAACAAAAUCGAAGGCCGCUACGAGAAACGCGGCAAUCAAAUCAGCGUCGAACUGAGUUCUAACUUACCAGAUUUGAAAUUAUCCCACAAUCGAAUCAACUUCGAAAUGAGUUAUCGUUCACCUCGUCAACUCCAGUCCUCCAUCUCUUUCAUCACCGUUCAGAAAUCCCACACCGUUUCUCUGUCAUAUCAAUUGGCCGGAAGCAAAUUCACUGGGCAAUUAGACCUGGACACUCCUCUGUUCCAAUCUAAGAAGACAAUCUCAUUAAAAAUCAAUUACAGCAGUUUAGCCGCUUUAACUUUCGACGGCCGAUUCGUAGACGGACAGAGUACCUGCGAAUUGACGGGCUCCCUGCGCCUAGCCGGUGAAAUGGUGCACGGACAGGCCAAAUUGAAUUGCCAAAUGCUUGGAACACUGGCCGUUGAAGUGACGGGCAAUCCAACUGAAGGUAAAUUGACCAUCACGGCUGGCAAGUCCGUCCAUCGAAUGGGCUACAAAUUGAUCACGAGCAACGAUGGGUAUGACGCGACAAUCAACGCAGAAUCUCCCUGGAUUCAACCUGUUCAUUUGCGCGGAAUUUGGAUGCUGGGUGAUGCUCAGCAAGGCCAAGCUUCACUGACAAUCCGCCACGGCCAAUCCGCCCAUUCCGUACUAGGCGAUUAUCUCCGUUCCGCCGGUGACAAAACGGCCGGAUCUUUCAACAUCGCAUCGCCAUUCUUGCCCGGCAAACAGGCCAGCGUGCAAUUGCAAUACCAGCCAUUCGACUUGAACGUCCAGCUGGACAUGAUGGGCCAAUCUCAUCGUCUUACCGGACUGUUACAACGUUGGCCGAGUAUUAACGGCAGAAUGCAACUCGAUUCGCCUUUCCUUCCCUGGAAAACAAUGGCGCUGAACGCCCAGGCUGAGCGCAACGUCCGCGACUUCCUUCACGGACGAGCCAACAUCACCGCUAGCUACGGAGAGCAAAGCCUAGGCCUUGCUGGACGUUUCCGCUACUCCCAGUGGAGCGAUUUCGAAGGCAUGAUGGAACUCAACACUCCAUUCGAGGGACUGACAACGGCCCGUGCUGAUGUCCAGUUAAGCGCCAUUAACGCACAGCGUGUCAACGCUUCAAUCAAUUUCCAAUCGUCCCACGUCAUCCUUCCUCGGGCAUCCUUCAACGUCCAGUAUCAUCUAACUGAGUCGAUGUUGGAUGCUUCCGCCACGUUGAACACCCCGUUCACCCGCUGGGAAACGGUAGGAUUAGCUGUAAACAUCCCGUUGUCCUACAAAAACGCCAGAGCUUUAGGUUCCCUGACGGUGCCCGGCACGCAAUACUCAAUUUCUGGAUUGGUAUCGACUGGAAGUCGUCAAUUCCUGACGGAAUGGAAACUCGAUUACGCCGGAAAGAAAUUCGGUACUGAAGUCCUCUUCAAAGCGGAUGAAAUCUACCAGGCUAAAGUGGACGUGGUGACACCUAUCCGAGGUUUUGAGAAGUACUCGUGGGAUGUUAAAGGCCAGGCGGAUGUCCGUCGUUGGGGAGAAGCCACGGCUUUCCUCGACUGGAAUGGAAAACGGAUUGAAUUCAGUUCCAACAUCAAAGCCGAACCUUUGGCUUACGUCGCCAUUGUCCAGCUCAACACUCCAUUCGUCGAUUUCGAACGUUACGCCAUUCACCUGAGAUUGGAAGGGACGGAACGCAAGACCCUGCAAGUCGAAGUGGAAUCGCCCGGCAUGCGAGUUGGAGCUGAUUUCGAUUACGUCUUCAAUUCACCGACGGAUUUUGUUGGCAAAGCUUCCAUCCGGACGCCCUUGGCCGGCUACGAAUCCUUCACUUUGCACUUGUCCAAUCAGCUGGGCACUUCGUCUUUUUCCGCCAAUGCGGAAGCUCGUUUUGCAGCCUACGGUUUAGCUGCAAGCGUUGAAGGUCUCAUCCGAACGGAUGGCUUCCAGGCACAGAUGGACGGACGCUACAAUGAACGUGUUAUAGUCCUCAAGGCAAGCGGAUCGCUGGAUGAAAAACGAGUCACUUGCAACGUCGAUUUAGUCACACCCUUUGAGGAACUGAAAAGCCUCGAGAGCUUCGUCCAGCUGGAAAAGGAUUUUGCUGAAAGCAAAGGCUUCGGCUUGAGCGUGAACGGACGCCAGUUGAUCCUGGUCACGCUGGCUAAACAGUCGGACGGAGUGCAAGUCCUUCAAAUCAAGAACCCCUGGCGGCCAGUUGAUCUUUCAUAUUCCUGGGAAAAAAGUGCAGAUUUAAUUCACUAUCAGGCCCAGUUCUGCUGGGAUCUUAACCGACGCACUUCUGCAACGCUGGGCGGACGUCUAGUCAUCAAAACAUCGUCUUACGGUCGUCGAAUUAGCGUUAAGACUGUCACUCCUAGCAGGGAAUUCUCUUUGAACUACUCACUGGAACUGACGUCGGCUAAAGUAGAUCACUCGGUCAGCAUCUCCUGGGCUGCGGAUCAAUCCGUUGGAUAUAGAAUUUUAGCUGAAAAUGCUUCAACCCGAAGACGUGCUCAAUUGAAUGGAUUAAUCCGUAUGGAUCUACCCGCUCGUUCGUUCCAGCUGGAAUCUCAGCACUCUGGUGGAGAAUCAACCGCUACUCAAGUGGAAUUCCAGUGGGAUGCCGCUAGAGAUCCAUCCAGACGUCUUGGAGGUCGAUUGGAAACCCGUCACGGUCGUCAGAUCCGCUUGAUCUUCCUUCAUCCGGAGCUGGAACGUGACAUUGUCCUGGAAGGAGAAUACAAUCGCAUCGACAAUAACCAACUGUCAGGCAAAAUUGAGUUGAUCUACUCACCGCUAGAGGAACACCGUCUAACAGUGGAAGGAUAUACAACCGGGCAAGAAACUGGCCGAUCCAUCCAGCUGGUUAUUUUGCAUCCGGCUUCCAACACUGAUCUCCGCCUAACAGCCAAUGGCAAAAGAAACCCUGGAACUGAAUUCCAAGCCCGUCUUGACUACAAGGAUCGUUCAAGGACUUCCCGUUUCCUCCAGCUCGGUGCUAAAGUCCUUCCGGAACAGAGACGCAUCGACCUGGAAGCUCGAACAUCCGAAAAAUCAUUGAGUUUGACCAACGCUUUGAUUUCAUCCGGCAGUUCUUACAAUUUGGCUUCGAGGACUUUGGUUAACGACGCCGUCGCUUUGGUCGUGGAUGCCCGUCUUGAAACUUCCUCACUCCGCCCGACUUUGCAAAUCGAUGGAUCCUACGCCGGAGGCAAAUCGUUCAACUUCAUGGCUGGCAUGCCAGACAGACGUGAGAUCACCGUACGAGCUGUUAGGGACAUCCACGGACGGAAGAUCGUCGAUGGACUUUUCCAAGUCAAAUUGAACCAGACGGACCUUCUCUCCUCGCGAAUUUAUUGGCGCGCGGCCUCGAAGACGGAACUGCGCGAUGCGGCCGUCAAUGGUCUCAUCAACGUCUUAGCCGCUUGCGAAUCAUUCGCUGAUGAUGUAGCCAAUUUCGCCGCUAGCGAAUGGACGGACAAGUGUUCUUCUUUGACUCCAGCUGCCCGGCUCAUUUCCCAACGUUUGACGGACAGCAUGAACCGUGAAAUUAACCACUUCCGCACGGAAUUCAAUCAGCUGGCAGCCGACGUGAUGGCCAUGUACAAUCGGAAUGAUUUCUACCUGCAAAACAUCGUGUCAACUAUUAAACAGGUGGCAGCUUUGGCCCAGCCUUUCAUCGACCGGACCAUGGCUAAUAUUCAAGCUAUUAGCCGGAUACUUAUCGGGGAAACUACAUCUUUCUACCGGGCAGCCGUCAGUACUUACACGUCAUUGGCUCAGGUGGCAUUGUCCGGAUACCAACAGUUGUCCAGCUACAUUUCCAGCGGAGUAACUCAAGUCGCUCGCUAUUACAGUCAGCUGGCCGGUGAAGUGAUGAGUUGUUUGCUUCACUGCGAAUCUGUUGUAUCUCGAGCUUUCCAACGCCUUCAAUUGUUGUUCCAAAACUACGCUGGCCGAUUGGAAAUUGUCGUCAUGGAGCAAGUUGAUCAGAUCCGCCUCCAAUUGAUCGAAAUGGCCAAAUCUUACGCCGAAAGCUUCCAACCCUACACCCAAUACUUCAACGAGUGGAUCGAACGUGCUCGCGUGUUCUACUUUGAAACUUUGCAUGACAUUAACGAAAUGCGCCAAAUGAUUCACGACCAUUUCGUGACCUACCCGAUGUUCCAGCGUUUGUACGCGAUCUAUUUGGAAUACGCCAGUUGGCUGGAAGAGUUCCAUGCCCAAGAUUACAUCGACGAUUGCAUCACCUAUUUAAACCAGAUGAAAGAAGAGAUCAGGGAAAGAGUCAAGAUAAUGACAGCCCAUUACCAACCGUUGAUUGAUCCAUUGGUCCAGGCUUUCCAAGGACAAAUGGAGGCGUUCAAACAGUUACCUGUCGUGAUUUACAUCAACACGACCAUCGAGAGAAUCUACCAGCAACUCAACGAGCUCUCCAAAUACAUCGAACUUGAAGCUAAACUCCGCCAAGUGUUACGCGACGUUCUUCAACACACCGACCGUCUCACCACUCAACUCAUUAAGGAUCUUAAGGGUUCACUCGCCUUCCCGAUGAAGCCAACAAUUAUCAUCGAUUGGGAAUCCGGCCGUCUGGAAUAUUCACAACGUUUGCCAUUUACUUGGGAAGACUUUUCUCAACUGCCACGCAUCCGCGAACUUGCGCUGCUCAGGAAAAUGGGCACAGCCAAAAAGAAUGUCCUGCGCGAAAUGGAUUACAGCCAAUUCUAUUUCAAUGUUAUGAACAUGCUGGCCAUUUACAGACCGAUGCGCAUCCAAUCCAUCUUGCCACCGUUCGGAAGCCGGGCUUUCGUGGCUGGAACGCAACAUUACAUGACGUUCGAUAGACGUUUCUACGAAUUCGCCGGAGAAUGCAGUUACCUGCUGGCCAGCGAUUUCUUGCGGAACGAUUUCAGCGCCAUCGUUAAUUACGAAGGAGCCGGAGGCAAAGUCACGCGAAAAUCGCUGACCAUUUUAAGCGACAAUCGACAGGUAGAAAUCGAUUCCAGCUUCCGGGUGACCCUAAACGGACGUAAAAUCGAAAUGCCUUUAACAUACGAAAGCACCACAAUUAUACGAGACGGACAACGUUUGAUUGUAACCAACAACAAAUCCGGAUUCCGCGUCGAUUGUAACCUCUACCGUGACAUCUGCUCCGUUCACGUAACCGGCUGGAGUUUCGGUAAAACCGGAGGUCUUUUCGGAGUCUACAAUAACGAACCAUCCGACGAUUUCCUGACUCCAUUCCGUCAGCAGAGAUCCGACGAUGAAGUGGACAGUUUCGCAAACAGCUGGAAAAUGGGCACAUCUCGUUGCCGCGUCCGCAAUUUCGCCGUAACUCGGCCGACUCCUAGCGCCCGGAACAGCCGCCUUUGCGACCAGCUCUUUGUCGAUGAACAGUCCGUUCUGAGACCUUGUUUCCAGAUGGUAGAUCCCACUCCAUUCGCUCGUAUGUGUCUCAACGAUCUGACUGCGCUGGAGAACAGCCCGAAAAAAGAACUCGGCGUUUGUACAGCCGCUUCCGCGUACGUCAGCGAAUGUCGAUUCGCUGGACUGGAUCUCUUCGUUCCACCGCAAUGCGUCCGCUGCGAACUAGAAGACGGUAAAGUCAUCGGCUCCGGUGAAAUCAAGACGUUCCAGAACGACGCCCCACGUUCGGCUGACGUCGUUUUCAUCGUCGAUCAGAAACCGUGUCUCAACGGUACUCGACUUUCGCAUUUGCCCGCCGCUAUCGACGCUGCCUUGAGAGAACGUGGCAUCCAACAGAAUCGUUUCGCUGUCGUUAGUUACGGCGGACGUGGAGGUGAAGUGUUCCAGAAACCCCACAUCCGCACUGCUGAUGGAGGACAGAUCUGGUCUCACCGUAAGGGCAUUCAACUGGCACUAGAAGAUUUGAAAUUGGCUGAUCAACAAUCGGCAACAUCGGACAUCCACGCAGCUUUGCGUUACGCUGUUAAUUUACCAUACCGAGUUGGAGUUUCCAAACAGUUUGUUUUGGUCUCGUGUGGCGGAAACGAAUGUCAGGCCAGUUCUUAUGCCGAUACUUUGACCCUGUUGAUUGAAAACGAUGUCAAACUUCACCUACUUCAACCGCGUGAUAUCGUCGUUAAAGGAAGAAACAGUUCUGAUGAAUUAAAGAAUGUCUUUGGAUUUGAUGCUGAAGAGGUUUACACCGUACGAAACAUUCGCAGUUUGAAAGGUGAUCGAGAAUUGAGACGUCAGCUGGCCAUGCCAAAAGAUUUCUGCACUCCAUUGGCUCUGGAAACGAACGGAACUUUGUUCGAUUUGAAAAAGAUGAUGCCCGGACAACAACAACAGCAAACUAAGAAGUUUAUCGACAUCUUUGCUCGUCGAGUGGCCGUCACUGGUGAACCGAGUCCGUGUCAGCGAUGCGACUGCAUUGGAGAUCGUGAUGGAAUUGGAUCCAUCCUCUGUCAGCGUUGUGUUUCUCCCGUUAUGGAACGUCUUGAUAAGGUCUGGGAGCAAUUGGUUUACGAGAAUGAAAUGACCAAUGCUGCAGAUGUGGAAGAAGUAACAGUUAGUCAGAUCCAAGACACAUUGCUGGACUCAAUUGACAAGGCCAGCAGACUCACCACCACGCCAAUCACCAAAGUGAUAAAUUAGAAUUUCGAUUUUCUGUAGAAAUUCAAUUAGGUUGCUGUCACCGGUGCGUACUGCCCUAAUUUUGUUUUUAAUUUCUUUCUUUAAAAAAUAUAUCUUCCGGUAAAUUUGAAACAUUUUAUAUCACUAAUCCUUCCCCCAUUUUUUACCCUAUGAAUCCGACCGUGCCUUUACCCUCCCAAACUUUUGUAUAUUAGUCGUCUUUUACAAUAUACACAAUUAACACUCAAACAUUUCUUUGAUUAUCCUGUCGAGACACUGUUAUAGAAUGGCUAUUUCAAUGACUAAUACACUCUUUCCAACCA
Messenger RNA from Daphnia magna, 19029 nucleotides. RefSeq lists its product as uncharacterized. Gene Ontology annotation, biological process: lipid transport. Lineage: Eukaryota; Metazoa; Arthropoda; Branchiopoda; Diplostraca; Daphniidae. Gene Ontology annotation, molecular function: lipid carrier activity. The record is from RefSeq and is a predicted model, not a curated record.